Molecule: messenger RNA, 2580 nt
Organism: Mus caroli (Ryukyu mouse)
Lineage: Eukaryota; Metazoa; Chordata; Mammalia; Rodentia; Muridae
Gene: Mfsd11
Product: major facilitator superfamily domain containing 11
Source: RefSeq, a predicted model, not a curated record
GUCACUGCGGUGGGGCGGGGGAGCAGCCCGAGAAAGCAGUUAGAAAGCCCGCCAAAUGCGCUACCGUGGGCGCGUCCGCGAGGGCGCGGGAUGGGGAAGAACGAGACUCUAUGGAGGGAGAAAGAGGAAGCGCGCCCCACCAGAGCUCCGCCCCCUUCCCCACGCCAAUGCCCGGGCUCCACGCGCCGUUCCGCCCAGCCUUCAGUCCCGCCUGUCAGAGCCGGUUCUUGCACUCUCCUUUGCCUCUCUGUGUCCCGGGGCCACCUCACGUUCCCCUCUCCCGCCGCUCCUGACUGAGGGCUGUCAGGGGGUUCGACUGGAGGAGAAGAGGUGACUGUCCUGGGCCGCUGCUGGCCUCCGAGCAAGCGGAGCCAAAAUGUCCCCGGAGUCUAAAAAGCUUUUCAACAUCGUUAUUUUAGGAGUUGCCUUUAUGUUUAUGUUCACCGCCUUUCAGACUUGUGGAAAUGUGGCGCAAACUGUCAUCAGGAGCUUAAAUAGCACAGAUUUUCAUGGCAGUGGAUAUACCAGCUUGGCAAUUAUUUAUGGCGUGUUCUCUGCUUCGAAUUUGAUCACUCCAUCCGUGGUCGCCAUUGUUGGACCUCAGAUCUCUAUGUUUGUCAGUGGUUUGUUUUACAGCAUGUACAUUGCCGUUUUUAUCCAGCCUUUCCCAUGGUCCUUCUACACGGCAUCUGUCUUCAUCGGAAUUGCCGCUGCUGUCCUUUGGACAGCACAAGGAAAUUGCCUGACGAUAAAUUCUGAUGAGCACACAAUCGGGAGAAACAGCGGAAUUUUCUGGGCACUCUUACAGUCUAGCUUGUUCUUUGGAAAUCUCUACAUAUAUUUUGCAUGGCAAGGGAAGACCCAGAUUUCAGAGCAUGACCGAAGGACAGUGUUUAUUGCUCUGACAGUGAUAAGCCUCGUGGGCACCGUUCUGUUCUUUCUCAUUCGGAAACCAGAUCCCGAGAAUGUCCUUGGAGAAGAAGAGUCUUGCGAUGACCAGGACAUGGAAGCCACCGAGUCUGCCCAGAACAACGUGACAAAGGCAGUCGAUGCGUUUAAAAAGUCUCUGAGGCUGUGCAUCACCAGGGAGAUGCUGCUCCUGAGCGUCACGACUGCCUACACAGGUCUGGAGCUGACCUUCUUCUCUGGGGUGUACGGUACCUGUAUUGGGGCCGUAAACAAAUUUGGGACAGAAGAGAAAAGCCUCAUUGGACUUUCUGGAAUUUUCAUCGGCAUUGGAGAGAUUUUAGGUGGUAGCCUCUUCGGUCUGCUGAGCAAGAACAGUCGCUUUGGCAGGAACCCGGUCGUGCUUCUCGGCACCCUGGUGCACUUCGUAGCCUUCUACUUGAUCUUUCUCAACAUGCCCGGAGACGCGCCCAUUGCCCCUGUGGAAGGGACCAACAGCAUUGCGUACAUCAGGCCCAGCAAAGAAGUUGCCAUUCUCUGCAGUUUUCUGCUGGGUCUGGGAGACAGCUGCUUCAACACCCAGCUGCUUAGCAUUCUGGGUUUUCUCUACUCAGAAGACAGUGCGCCAGCCUUCGCAGUCUUUAAGUUUGUUCAGUCGAUCUGCGCAGCCGUGGCCUUUUUCUACAGCAACUACCUCCUCCUCCACUGGCAGCUCCUGGUCAUGGUGAUAUUUGGGUUUUUUGGAACCAUUUCUUUCUUCGCUGUGGAGUGGGACGCUGCUGCCAUCGUGGCCCGAGGCUCGGACUACCGAAGCAUUUGAUGAGACAAGUGUCUCCAAGAAACACAGCUGGUCACAUGGCAGCUGGUUAAAUCCGACGGCCUGUCAGUCUCAUAAUCGCUAAAGCGAGAACGGAGACUGUGAAAUCGGGCGGGGUUGGUAGUAAAGUUUACAUAUCCUAGUGGCACACACUAGCGGAGGAAGGGAAUCCCGCUCUAUCCAUUACAGCUGUUCUGAGAUGUUUGUCCACCCCCUCCCUCAGUUCCUCACAAUCAGGGCUCCUCCAUCCUCAUUCUCGAGGAACGAUCCUGCCUGGCUCGCCAUGUGUCACGGGAUCCUUGCUGGCUGUGGAGUAUGCCUCACUCUUUCGAAAUAGGAAGCAGAUGCCACUCCACGUGUGGGUCUGGGAAUGACUUUCUGAUACACAGCAAGGAUGCUGAGACACGUUGUUUUGAGACAGGAUCUCACUGCGUAGUCCAGGCUGGUCUUGGACUUGCAGCCCUCCCCCGCCUCCAGUGUUGGGGUUAUUGCCCAACACUGGAUUUAAAACGCUCCAAUCCUAAGAGUUAGGGUCUUGAUAUGCAGCCUCGGCUGGCCUGGACUUUGUAUACCAGGCAAUGCUCCUGCCUUUGUCUCCAGAAUGCCUGGGUGGUGAGAAUAUGCUACCACACACCGCUUGGCCUGAGACUUCAACUUCUCCUAAAAUGCUUUAUUGAACAAGUCUUACCUUGUCACUCCCAGCAAGGGGCCGGUUAUGUGUAAUGAGGUAAAGACUGUGUCAUUUGUCAACUAAUAAAAGCAUAUUUAGAGAAGGAAAGAGUAUUUCCUGGGAGGGGGAGGACUUACGCUGUGGUUGUCCUGACCUAACGUUACAAUAAAGACAACUCCAUCCUCUA